Molecule: messenger RNA, 2100 nt
Organism: Leishmania mexicana MHOM/GT/2001/U1103
Lineage: Eukaryota; Euglenozoa; Kinetoplastea; Trypanosomatida; Trypanosomatidae
Exons: 1
Coding region: 1-2100 (699 amino acids)
Source: RefSeq, a predicted model, not a curated record
AUGCCGCAAAGUCCGCUGCGAAUCCCUCCACGCACUGAGCCGCAGAGCCCGUCAUCAGGUUUGAGAAGCGGCGUCGACAACAGUCGCUCUCCAUCGCGUCAUCAGCAGCCACCACACGCAUCGCGCCCCCCGCGACGGGACUGUGUCUCGACGCACUCGCGAAGACUUAGCGGCAGCACGGCGCUGCCUGCAUGGUGUACUGAGUCAACCGGAGACAAUGUGCACGGCAGAGGCCACGUGAACUCUGCAAGGCACAGGUUUGCACUGCGCUCGCCAUCGCCGUGCAAGCAGCUAGCUCGGGCGAGCAGCACGGUUCUUUCGAAUGAAACGACGUCCACGCAUCCCAACAUCACCCAUGCAUGUGGUGGUCAUAGUGGCAGCGUGGACUCCUCUCUUACGCCGGCAGUGACGACGACGCCGCUUGGAAGAGAAGACGCCACCUUGGUCAGAUCCGGCGAACGGGUGCCAGCUCACCUCCUUGUACACCCUGCCGCCCUGACCGCUACCGAGUCGGAUACGGGCUCUGCGCGCGCUGCCGCGGCUCUCGACGGAAAACGUUCUCGGCGAAUACGGGGUCCCCUGCGCACAGGUUCAGGCGAGCCAGGCAGCGCGAGGGUCUUCUCUGUGACGCCGAGCAGAAGUACAGACGUCGCAUCUGCUCUCUUGAAUUCAGGGGCGAGCGGCGCUCUUGGUACCGGCGUCAGCGGCGGGACUGUCGGUGCGACCCUCUCCAACUACCCUGACAAGACAUUCGGUGGCGUCGGCACCAGAAACCGGAGCCACUGCUCUCACUGCAAGGUGGCAGAGGAGGUGCUCUACUGUUGCCCCUGCGGCCUCGCCCGCUACUGCUGCACCACCUGCCAACACGCGCACUGGCCCUUUCACAAAGUGGUCUGCUGCCACGCUGUGCGCGCUAUUCGGCCGCCGACGCGGCAUUGUGAUUGGUGCCGUGCGCCUUCGCAGACCCUGCGUCAGUGCGGGUGUGGCUCUGCCUACUACUGCGACACGCACUGCCAACGCGAAGAUUGGUCGUACCAUUGCAUCAUCUGUAGCAGUGAGACCAGCACAGCACUGGCGACCGCACUCGUGGGCGGGCGAGUAGUGCGCGCGAGGCGCGAGGCCGCCACGCAGACGGCACACUGGCAGAUCAGCGCCCCUGUCGUUCAUCGUACUGGGCGAGGUGACGGCACCACGACGGCGGAAAAUGCGACUGGAAUGAGCGUCCAUCUUCACAGGAGCCUUCAUGAGCGGCACGGCCGAUCCGACAGCGACGGCGAGGACAACACCUCCUGUGGUUCGUCCAUGCGGGCAUCGCGUCGCCGGCGCUCCCAUGCUCGCGCAAUGUUGGAGCACGGGUCGCAGGUGGGAGUGGAUAGCGGAUCUGGUGCCUUCACGACGUUCCGCCAGAACGGCGAGACGACUGUGCGGGCGUCAAGCUAUGCCGAUACAGGAGGUCGCACAGCAACCUCUACCCAAGCUGCCAUCGCUUAUGAUGGCAUGGACGCUGGCCAGUAUGGCGCGGGGUUCGCCGAGAUGAACUCGCGCAGCAUGCUCAGCCACCAUCACGCUACCGGGACGCUCUACAAAAGCCUGCACAUCAACACAAGCGCAGCGCAGCAGCAGUGGCACAAUUCUUUAUUGGACGGUUCGGGUGUCGGGUGGUCGCAGUCGCUGCGGCUCAGCCAGGGUGGAGAACCCAAUCACAGAGCUGCUGGCGCCUCCCUCCAACACCAACAUCACCAAUCCUCUCUGUUGACCGAUCACCACAUGUACGUGAAUCACGCCAGCCAGUUAGAGCUCAUGGACCGGAACCUUUUCCCCGUGGCCAGUCCCACCACCCGAGAUCAACCAGGCGUGGUCGCAUUCCUAGUCGCAUCACGCCACAUUCUGGAGAGGGAGGAGAUCAGCGCACGAGCUGCGCUCUUCCGCAAGUUUCGGCUGGGGUGCACCGGGCUUCAGAUGCGUGUGCUCGGCAAAAGGGAAGAGGAAGAGCGCAUGACCAUCUUGAAGGACGAGGUAUUUUGGUGGGUGCGGACAGGCAAUCCUGCGUGGAGGAAGCUAACGCAAGAGCUGCAGCGCUUUUAUGAGGCGCGCACAUGA